ACAGGUGAAAGCAAUUCAUAACAGAAAGAAAUACUAGAAUAUUUUUUUAGCGAAAAUCGUCUGCUGCAGAGACAGACGACCCUUCCAAAUCGAUCAGCACCUGAGAUAAUUACUGCAUGCAAGCAUUUUUACAUGCGCCUGUUGUCUACGGAUCAUCCAUUGAUCAUUGCAAGAUAUAUAUGAUGAUAUAGAAUGACAAUUUUAAUUAUGUCGACAUGAACUUUAACAUGAUUUAGUUUUUUGGAAUGAUUAAACAUUCACUAAUUCACAAAAGCAACGUCCGAUAAAAACGGAUAAAAGACAAGUAUAUUGGAAAACUACUAAAGAGUUUAUACUGUUAAUCAUCCAGUGGCAACAGCAAUUAAUAUUUGAAAACUGUUCUUCCCAAAUAAUAUCGAUAACAUGCUAUUUAAGUAACGCUUUAAACAAUGUCUGAUAACCGAACAAAACAAAAGGUUCACUUGAAUCAGUGAUACAUAUGAGAUUCUUUAUUUGUAGAUCUUUUUAUAAAAUUGGAUAUGGAUACACAAGUCGAUACUGCCUGGGAAUUCCUUUGGUAAUACAGGUGUUCUGUAUACAUGAUGGAAACAAAGAUAAGCCGGUAUUUUCAAUGUGAUAUUUGAUGGAGAUAGAUCUUCAGUAAAUUUUCUACAUUGAUUGUUUCACUUGCUUUCAAUCAAAUAUCUCCAUUCUGCACUUACAACGCUUACCGAUUUACUAAAGUUUGAUAUAUUAGAAGAUAAAAUGAAAUUACACCUUACACUUAAAAUUGUUGUAUUUUCUUGGGAAAAUAAUUAGUGAUGAUAUAUUAAUCUAUGAAGUGAUAACUUUAUAUUAGUUCGAACAUUGCACGUUUUUGGAAGGAAGUAUUUUAAGAACACAUAAAUCGAACUUCAGAUAAAUUUGAACAUUUAUUUAUUCGAUACCUCUCGUUAUGCCCGGGGUAGUGUAUGAUGAGCUCGCUAUCGCGUCUUAACGGCGAUUCACCGACAGUCCAGUUAACAUCGUUUUCUCAGGUUAAAACAGCGUUGUCAGAGAAGGUCGACUCAACUACAAAACAGGAAUGUGCCAAGUAUGUAGCUGAGCUUAAUCACUUAACUGCUGUUUACUGUACACAUGUUGUGUGUCUAGGAGGAUCUCAGGACUCCGAUGAUUUGAGGGAAGAGUUAAAAAGAAUGCGAAUACAGGCAAUCGAGCUUGCUCGUACCAAUCGUUUGAAACUUGUACCAACACUCAGAAAUAAACUCUUAUGUCCAGAGGAUGUGAAAGACUUGGAAAAGAUAUAUAAUAUGUUCUCAGCUUGUCUGGAAUAUUUUGAAAUUCAGCUUGUGAAAACUUUAUUUGUUCAACGAGAAUUUCCUCUGCACUCAGAUGUCAAAAUACUUAUUAACACUGGAUGGGCCGAACCUUUUAGUAUAUGCAAGAAGCACAUCGUAACCUUGGAAAGUUUAGAUAAUACUCAAAGUGAAAAGAAACUAGCCGAAACGGAGGAAAUCAAAAUAUUAGAAAAAGAUAUAAGUGAUUUACAAGAACUUCUAUACAACAUAAAUAAUCUUAUUGCCGUCCAACCUUGGGAAGUAGAUCCGGAUGUCGGAACUGGUGCGACAGAAUGCAGCAACUCUGACAACUCAUCAGACAGCUCUUCUAUGUCAUCAUUGAAUGUUCAACGAGGUACAAGACAAGGGUAUAAAAGGAAAAGAUGUGUAAUCAUAAUAACAGUGUCUUGUAUUCUUUUGAUAUCUGUUGUUAUAACAACGAUAGUAUUAUUACAAGAAUCCCCCUUCAGCUGAUGUUAAAUGCAUAUAUAUCGUGUUUUACAUUCAGCGAACAGUUGUUAAUGACAUACGGAACCACUAUUAACAAGAAAAGACGAAUUUAAUUAAAAUUAUAGACUUUAGAGUUUAAUAUUUCUUCAGAAAUUCAUUAUAAUCAAUUCAGUUUGUCAGACAUAUCGUCAAUAUUAAUAUUUUAGGAUAAUGUAUAGUGUAAUUGCAAAUUAUUCUUGUAAUUAAUAGUUCGAUCAUCUUGUUCAAUCUCUAUCUCAUUUAAGAUAUUGUUUGCAUCAAUGUCUUAAAAAGUAUUUUAAAUUAUUACAUAUUUGUUACAAAAACAUUGGGUUUUGCAUAUGUUAUAACCGCACAAUUGUCCUACUCAUAUUGCUGCCCGGGGCAAAAAAGUGGUUAUUGGUUAUUGUGCCCUGGUUCCAAAUGACGUGACGUCAUUGCGUCCUUAACGACAAUAGCGAACAGUGACGGUGUUAGUUUUGAAAAUUAUGAGAAUUAUGCUACAAUGGCCACUAGUUACAAUGUCCAACCAACUAUUAUCGAUUUAGUCCAAGUUAUGCCAAAUUCUCUCUUUUGUUUAUUACCACAUUAAAAAAUAAGGGGAAUGUUACAAUAAAUGUGUAUGCAGUAAAUAUUAAAAAUUAAUGGAAAAUGUGAUAAAAUCUUUUUAGAUUUUACCUGUUGUGGUUAAUUAAGUAGUUAUAAUUGGACGUUUUUUUCUCUUUUAUGUAGAACUUAAAUAUGCGAUAAAUAGAUUAUAACAUGUCUUUUUCAUAUUGGCCCUGAUAUCAUC
Mytilus californianus (California mussel) is the source of this 2577-nucleotide messenger RNA. RefSeq names its product regulator of G-protein signaling 9-binding protein-like. Gene Ontology annotation, cellular component: neuron projection. The transcript is spliced from 7 exons. Gene Ontology annotation, biological process: G protein-coupled receptor signaling pathway. Bases 951 to 1790 code for a protein of 279 amino acids. NCBI's taxonomy places the organism in Eukaryota, Metazoa, Mollusca, Bivalvia, Mytilida, Mytilidae. The record is from RefSeq and is a predicted model, not a curated record.